AUGACAUCGACUAAUUCAACUGAAUUGGGUUGGAAUUGUUGUCGCGAUACUAAACGACAGGCCUGGGUCAGUUCAUACUUUGGUUAUUAUUGGUACAAAAAUUGGCAGAGCACAGAUUUUAUUAAGGAAACUUUGCAAGAUCAAUUUGAAUACUUGCAUAACACUACUAAUCAAACCGGUGUGAUGGAGCCUGGGCAACAUGCUCAGCAUGCUCACCAAUGGGGUGAUCUGUCCAUUACAAAAUUGCCUGCUUCACAAUUUCAAGGACCAACACCAUUCGUCCAGGUCAGCAAUGCUGAUUUAAACAAGCCAAUUUGUAAUCCGGUCAACACACGGGAAAUGCCGGUACGGAUGUUGGAGAAAAAUAUUGAGGAGACCAACGAUAUGCACGAGAAGUUGAGGUAA
Molecule: messenger RNA, 405 nt
Organism: Medioppia subpectinata
Lineage: Eukaryota; Metazoa; Arthropoda; Arachnida; Sarcoptiformes; Oppiidae
Source: the annotation of a GenBank genome assembly